Paramecium sonneborni is the source of this 1331-nucleotide messenger RNA. Lineage: Eukaryota; Ciliophora; Oligohymenophorea; Peniculida; Parameciidae. The record is from the annotation of a GenBank genome assembly.
AUGAAUAAUACUUAAAAUAUUGAAAAUCUUAAAAAUUUAGUUGCUAAAAAUAUUGAGGCUGGAGGGUUUUUAAACUCAUUAAGAGCUUAGUUAAAAGUAGAAGUUUAUAAAGUAAUACUUUUCAUUUUAAUUUUUAAAGAUUAUUGAAUCUCAAGAUUAACGAUUAAAAGAAAAUGUUGGUUUUUAAUGGGAGCAUCCUUUAUUAAAUUAAAUUAAAGGAAUGACAGAAGGAAUGAAAAGUCUUGAAUUAAUUUUGGAGUAUCUUGAAUUUUUCAAAUUUGAUUAUACUGCAUAGGUUUUAAGAAAAGAAGCAAACUUAAAUGAUCCUAUUAUUAAAGAAUCCUUGGCUAGAAAAUUGGGAUUAAAUUCUUCUAUUGAUAGUUUGAGACCUCUCUUAAUGAUUUUGGUUUCUGAGUUUUCAAAAGGAGGUUCUGCAAUUAAUAUCUAAAGUCCAAUUAAUAAUGCAGCUCCUACUGAAAUAAACUAAUAAAGAGCUUAAUAAAAUAAAAAAUAAUAAGAAGAAGAAUAAAAAAGAUAAAAGGAAGAAGAACAAAAAAAGAAAGAAUAGGAAGAGAAAAAAAAAUAGGAAGAUAAAUAAAAAAAAGAAAAAGAAUUAGCUGAUUCUAAAAAAUAAACAAAAAAAGAGGGUAAAGAUAGACCUUAAACUGCUCCAAUAAAACCAGAAUAACCAGCUCCAAAUGUUAAUAAAAUAAGAGGAGGACCAACAAAAUAAAAUGCUCUUUCUUCAAUGUUUGGACUUGAUUUAGGAGGAUAAUAAAAUUAGUUUGAAGAAGAUGAUAUAUUUUCAAGUAAACCUAAAUAAUAAUAAUAAUCAACAAAACCUUAACAAAAUAAUAUUAAGAUGAAUAAUUAAAAAGGUAACAAUGCUUAUGAUAUUGGGGCUGAUACUCAAACUAAAAAUCAAAAGAUUUCAAACCAAAAAGGAAAUACAACAAAAUAAGCAUCAUCUGAUCCUUAUGCAUUUGAUUUGGAUGAAUAACCAAAAUAAUAAUCGAAAAAAUAUGAUUAUGAUCUCCAUUAAACAAUCGGAAAAAAAUUUAAUAAUCCUUAUGCUAUUGGUGAUCAGUAAAAAGGAUAGAAUUAAAAGGGAAAUAAAAAUGAUGAGAUCGAAGAGGAUAUAGAUGAUUUUUAAUAAUCAAGAGAUGAUAGAGCUAAACAAUCUGUAAAUUAAAUCAUUAUAUUAGAAUUAACUAUUUACAUCUGAUGAUGAUUAUUAAAGAGCAACAUAAUCAUUGGGAGUUGAUGAAAGUGUAGAUUCAUUAGCAUUAGAAGAAUAUGACUACUAUGAAGAUGUUUUCCGUAAGAGAUGA